Messenger RNA from Racocetra persica, 353 nucleotides. Lineage: Eukaryota; Fungi; Glomeromycota; Glomeromycetes; Diversisporales; Gigasporaceae. The record is from the annotation of a GenBank genome assembly.
GAUAUUCCGAGAGUGAAACCAAUGGGCCUCGUACACGUCCUAGUUUUACCGCUGAAUCAUGUCGAUUUCGGGUUCAGAUAAGAAAAGCCCAAUUCGUAAAUCCAAAUGCCGAUAAUCGUGCUUUUCAAAAUCUAAGUGGGGAAUUGACAUUAAGUGAUGAAAUGAUAAGAUUUAGUGAAAUCGUAUGCAUAAAAAGAAUUGAAUUUAUUAGAGCAAAAUUAAUUAACAAAAUACCAUUAGGCAUUUGGCAUCCAAUCCCCAUAACAUGCGACAAGGCAGAGCUUCAGAAAACUGAAAACUCUUUAACAAAAUCACAAAAUUUAUCUAUUAUUAAUACUUUAGCUCCUUUUUAG